This is a messenger RNA of Striga asiatica, 834 nucleotides long. NCBI's taxonomy places the organism in Eukaryota, Viridiplantae, Streptophyta, Magnoliopsida, Lamiales, Orobanchaceae. The record is from the annotation of a GenBank genome assembly.
UUGAGAUCAAGAAUGGGAAGAUCACCAUGUUGUGAGAAAGCCCACACGAACAAAGGCGCGUGGACUAAGGAAGAAGAUGAUCGGCUAGUUGCCUAUAUCCGGGCCCAUGGGGAGGGCUGCUGGCGGUCACUGCCAAAAGCCGCCGGUCUACUCCGGUGCGGGAAGAGCUGCCGGCUCCGGUGGAUAAACUAUCUCCGGCCAGAUUUGAAACGUGGCAACUUUACUGAAGAUGAAGAUGAGCUCAUCAUCAAACUUCAUAGCCUUCUUGGCAACAAGUGGUCCCUUAUAGCUGGGAGGUUACCAGGAAGAACAGAUAACGAAAUAAAAAAUUACUGGAACACACACAUCAGACGAAAACUCUUGAGCCGAGGGAUUGACCCAACAACUCACAGGCCCAUUAAAGAGCCCAUAACCACAGCAGUACCGUCUUCUCGAGACGUCACAAACAUAUCAUUUGCAGGCCCAAAUACAAAGGAAGAUGAAACCGUCAAAAGCCCGCGUGGAAGCCCGUGCGGCAAAGGUGGGGCUAACAGCCCGAGCCCGGUAAGAGAAUUGCGGUGCCCCGACUUGAAUCUGGAGCUCCGGAUCAGCCCACCGUACCAGCAGCAUAAUCAAGCGCCGUUAAGAAUAAAAGAAGAGAGUAAUAAUAAUUAUGACGAUAAUAAAAAUAAUAAUUCUGUCAAUGUAGUUAACGGCGUUAAAAUUAAAUCUGGGUAUGAUUUUCUGGGCCUGAGGGCUGGAGUUUUGGAGUUUAGAAGCUUGGAGAUGAAAUGAGACGGUGGUUAUUGGAAUAUGAUAUGUGACAAUAUUUUUAUUUUUAUUUUUUAUUUAUGU